AGCGAGAGAGAGAGGGGUGUGAAAGUGAAGCUCUAUCAGUCUUUGCGGACUGGAGGUUCAAAAACAGCGGAAGAGAAAGAGUGAAAGAGAGGGGAAUUAAUCAGCCAUGGCAAAUAUCGCUGUGCAGAGGAUCAAGCGAGAGUUUAAAGAAGUGCUGAAGAGCGAAGAGACAAGUAAAAAUCAAAUAAAAGUAGAUCUGGUGGAUGAAAACUUCACAGAGUUAAAGGGAGAAAUAGCAGGACCACCAGACACACCAUAUGAAGGGGGCCGAUAUCAGCUAGAAAUCAAGAUUCCUGAAACAUAUCCUUUUAAUCCACCAAAGGUGCGGUUUAUUACUAAAAUCUGGCAUCCCAAUAUAAGUUCAGUUACGGGGGCGAUAUGUUUGGACAUUUUAAAAGACCAAUGGGCUGCUGCUAUGACAUUGCGAACAGUCCUGCUGUCACUACAGGCUCUGUUAGCUGCAGCAGAGCCAGAUGAUCCCCAAGACGCUGUAGUAGCCAAUCAGUAUAAGCAGAAUCCAGAAAUGUUCAAACAAACUGCUCGUCUCUGGUCUCACGUUUACGCCGGUGCUCCCGUCUCCAGUCCUGAGUACACACGCAAAAUAGACAAACUUUGUGCAAUGGGCUUUGACAAAAAUGCAGUAAUAGUAGCCUUGUCAUCAAAAUCAUGGGAUGUGGAGACAGCGACAGAACUGCUACUAAGCAACUGAUCAUCCAGUUGUUUUCAUCAGGCCAUGUUUCCCUCAAACCCCUCCUGCUUCAUGACCCGUUCACUCCCACCCAACCAUCCACACGUGCAUCAGCCAUCUUGGUUUGUGUUCAGAGUGAAUGUUUGGGUAAGAUCAGCAGUUAGACUGCAAGACAAUGCGUCAUCUUCUAUCUCUAGCAAAUGUCCACGUCCCUUGUCUUGUCUUUUCCCUCCCAUCAUUUUCACUUUGUUUUUGCCUUGCUACAAUAAUUUUCCCUCUUAAAUUUAGGACGUCACUUCCCUUUUAAAGAAACCCAACAAAGACAAAGCCUGUAUCCCUGUCAUUUCACACUAAAAGAAACUCCCACUUGCAUCUGUGAAACAAUGUUAGCACAUGUAAAUUAGUAUAUUUAAGGUUGUGUACAUUUAAAAGGCAAAAUAGCAGGAAUGUCUUUUUUCUUCUAUCUGUACACUAUAAAAUUGUUUUGGGAUAUGCUUAUUUGAAUGGGAUAUUCAGUAUCUAAAAACAAAUUUUGAGAUUAAUUAGACCCCUUCUAUUUGACGCUCUUACGAUGAACAAAUGUGUGUUUUAUUUGCUCAUUUGAUUCUUUUAAUGUUUCUUUUGGCUUUCCUUUGCACUAAUCAGUCUGUAUAGUAGAAAUGGCCAGAUGACAUGGUGUUACGUUGCGAGUGCAGACAUGGUUUCAAACGUACUGGGUGAAGUGUUAAUUUUUUUUAAAUCAUAGGAAGAUGCCCCUUCUCACUUUUCCCUCUUUUUGACAAAGGGGUCGAUGUGGUAUUGGUGGCCCAAAAUCCUUUCUCUACUUCUUUUCAAGGCAGCUGUAGGGGUUCGACUUGAUCGUGGACA
Rhinichthys klamathensis goyatoka is the source of this 1555-nucleotide messenger RNA. It is a transcript of the gene ube2kb, whose product is annotated as ubiquitin-conjugating enzyme E2Kb (UBC1 homolog, yeast). NCBI's taxonomy places the organism in Eukaryota, Metazoa, Chordata, Actinopteri, Cypriniformes, Leuciscidae. The coding region runs from base 107 to 709 and encodes 200 amino acids. Gene Ontology annotation, biological process: protein polyubiquitination; proteasome-mediated ubiquitin-dependent protein catabolic process. The record is from RefSeq and is a predicted model, not a curated record. Gene Ontology annotation, cellular component: nucleus. The transcript has 7 exons. Gene Ontology annotation, molecular function: protein binding; ubiquitin conjugating enzyme activity.